CAAAUGUUAACUAUUUAAUCAAACAUCCUUUUAUCCAUACAAUACAAGAUGGAUAGAAAUCCGAACUUGUAGCCAGUGUACCAAUCUUCACACGGCUUUCUGUUUGUUUGGACGCCACCUCCUUCUCUUCCUCGUCCUCUUCCAUGAAGCAGAGCCUCAGAACUGAGAUCUACUGAUGCGCCCGCCAACGUGAGAGCCUCCCAAAAAGCAAAUGUGAACUUGGAACUGAAAGUAGUACAGUGAGGUCAGAAAAAAUGGUGAGAAAGAGAAUGGCUUCUGAAAUGGAAGUUCACAACUCCGCCGGCGAUUUUCAUCUCCGGUUUCCCCACCACCGUCCAAAUUCUCUAUUAUCCACCGUAGAUAGAGCAGCAGCAGCAGCUUCAAGUAAUCAUAACAGUAAGUACAAUAGCUUUCAUUAUAAAUCUGGUUCACGAGAUAAUAAUGUUCCUAUUCCUAACCCCACAACAGUGACGGUCUCCAACUACUCCACUUCCACGCUUCUACCUUCUCCUUCCACCAAUCUCACCGCCAUGACGUCACCCAACUUCAGCAAUCGUCAUUGCGGUGAUAAUCUCUCUCUUCACCCUCAUCUUCAAGCCCAGCAGGCCCAGCAGGACCCUUCGCCUCCUCCUGCAGUCUGUGGAUUCUCCGGUUUGCCUCUAUUCCCUUCUGAAAGUAAUCGGCUUGAUAAUACUGUUGACGGUGUUGCUUCGGUGGCCACAAGCGCUGACGCCGGCCGACCUCUUCCUCCUCCUUCUAUGGAAGAUAGUUCAGCCAUGGCUUGGAUCGACGGCAUCUUGAAGGAUCUCAUCCAUGGCUCCACCGCUGUGUCCAUCCCCCAACUCAUCAACAACGUCAGGGAGAUUAUCUAUCCUUGCAACCCCAACCUUGCUGUCAUUCUUGAAUACAGACUCCGUCUCCUCACUUCCGCUAAUACUUCUGAAUCUGUUCUGAAUUAUGGGGAGAAGAAAAGGACAGACGCGCCGCCUCCUCCUCCGGUGCCGGUGGCCGCGGGUUUAAACCAGAGGUCUUUUGUUGGUCAGCAAGUAGGCCCCUCUUUUGCUGCCGCUAUGGCCCCCAACUUGCAUAUUCCAAAUUCUUCAUCUGUUGUUGGGAAUCAGAUGUACUCAAAUUGGGGACUACCUCCAGUCACGGCGUUAACACACGAAGGCGGAAACCCACCGGUGAUUACUUUACCACUAUCUCCAUUAUCAUCGUCAAACCAUCAAGGUCAUUCGCCACAGGAGGAGCAACAAUUUCAUGAGAAACAAGAGAAUCAGAACCAGCAGCAACAAGAAGAGGGAGUGUCUUCGCCUUGUGAUAAUCGUCCGGUGACGACAACGACGACGGCUACAGCUACAGAAAUCAUCCUAGCAAGAAAGAAGAAAGAGGAGAUGCAACAACAGAAAAGAGACGAAGAAGGGUUGCACCUCCUAACUUUGUUGCUUCAAUGUGCUGAGGCUGUGGCAGCUGAUAACUUCGAUGAAGCUAAUAAGAUGUUGCUGGAGAUCUCACAACUCUCGACGCCGUUUGGCACGUCGGCGCAACGUGUAGCAGCUUAUUUCUCGGAAGCCAUAUCGGCGAGGCUGAUUAACUCGUGCUUGGGAAUAUACGCUUCUCUGCCAAUGGUGCCUCAUAACCAAAAGAUGGUAUCAGCAUUCCAAGUCUUCAACGGAAUCAGUCCUUUCGUGAAGUUCUCACACUUCACAGCAAACCAAGCUAUACAAGAAGCAUUCGAGAGGGAAGAGAGAGUCCAUAUAAUAGAUUUAGAUAUAAUGCAGGGAUUGCAAUGGCCUGGGCUGUUUCACAUUUUGGCUUCAAGAGCUGGUGGGCCACCUUACGUCAGACUCACAGGGCUCGGCACCUCCAUGGAAGCUCUUGAAGCUACUGGGAAACGAUUGUCUGAUUUUGCUAAUAAAUUAGGACUUCCUUUUGAGUUCUUCCCGGUGGCUGACAAAGUUGGGAAUCUUGAUCCUGAGAGGUUAUGUGUAAGCAAGACAGAAGCUGUUGCCGUCCACUGGCUCCAACAUUCUCUUUAUGAUGUCACUGGCUCUGAUGCUAACACGCUCUGGCUUUUGCAGAGGCUGGCACCUAAAGUGGUGACGGUGGUGGAGCAGGAUCUGAGCCAUGCGGGGUCAUUCUUGGGGAGGUUUGUGGAAGCGAUACAUUACUACUCAGCACUGUUUGAUUCGCUUGGAUCGAGCUAUGGGGAAGAGAGUGAGGAGAGACACGUGGUGGAGCAUCAGCUUCUGUCGAGGGAGAUUCGAAACGUGCUGGCCAUUGGAGGUCCGGCGAGGACCGGCGAGCUAAAGUUUCAUAACUGGAGGGAGAAACUUCAGCAAAGUGGGUUCAGAGGAAUCUCCCUCGCCGGCAACGCCGCGACGCAGGCCAGUUUGCUUCUGGGAAUGUUUCCUUCUGAUGGGUAUACUUUGGUGGAGGACAAUGGCACACUGAAGCUUGGUUGGAAAGAUCUGUGCUUGCUUACUGCUUCUGCUUGGAGACCUUCGUUCCAUAAUGCCACUACUGCGAUCGUCCACCAUGGCUGAUUCUUGGUGCUUGAAUUUUCUCUCUCUCUCAAGUUGACUUCUUGAAGAUGAUGGUGAUAAUUUCACAUUAUGAUUGCAUGAUGCUUCUUCCACAAUUGAACAUUUUGAUUAUAGUUUUUAUUUUGAUUUUUCUUGGUCGCUGACUUUUUCUUCUCGGUCAAGCAGUCAAACUUGACUAAUUUUGCUUUUAACAUUUUUCUAGCUGGCAUCAAAUAUACACAUCUUCAUCCUUA
Molecule: messenger RNA, 2779 nt
Organism: Prosopis cineraria
Lineage: Eukaryota; Viridiplantae; Streptophyta; Magnoliopsida; Fabales; Fabaceae
Product: protein SCARECROW
Exons: 2
Coding region: 255-2546 (763 amino acids)
Biological process (GO): radial pattern formation; maintenance of protein location in nucleus; asymmetric cell division
Cellular component (GO): nucleus
Molecular function (GO): sequence-specific DNA binding; DNA-binding transcription factor activity
Source: RefSeq, a predicted model, not a curated record